Molecule: messenger RNA, 2526 nt
Organism: Caenorhabditis angaria
Lineage: Eukaryota; Metazoa; Nematoda; Chromadorea; Rhabditida; Rhabditidae
Source: the annotation of a GenBank genome assembly
AUGUAUAUGUCCGUAAAGGUUUGUGAUUUUCACAGUUACUAUUUUUUUCUUCGAAUCUCUUGAGUUUUGUUGAUUUUUGACGCUUCACAGAUACCACAGUUCUUUUAGGUCUUGAAAAAUUUCAAAAAAUUUCUGACAUUUGAGAAAUUUUCUGUAAGUAGUCUGUGAAUUUUGUGUCAAGAUUUGUUAACUCUCAAAGAAAGUUAACUUCUAUUAGGCAAAGUGGGCAAACUUUCGUUUCAAAUUCAGCUCAAAUUUAUAGAAUUAUGUAUAUCACUUACAAGGGAACCUUUUUCACUCAACACUUCAAAUCAUGAUGAAAUUUGGUCCAUGGACAGCUUUUGGGGCCAUAAGAACACCCUAAAAAUUUUAGUCUCCCAAUGGACCUCUGAGCCAAGUUCUGGGCUCUCAAAAACUCAAAAAAGGCCUAAAAAUGGCCAUAAAAGUCAUCAUAGCUCCAUUUCAAAAAUUUUUUUGGGAGAAAUAAAGUUUCAGAUAUUGAUCAGCAUAGUCGAUUACCUAAAAACAUCAAUAAAAAAUAUUUUUUCGAAAAAUUUUGAAGUUUUUUAUUUUUGGGCUGAAAAUUUAUGAAAAUUCAUAUGUGCCCCUGCUCAUUCUUUUUUUCAAAAUCAAAAAUUUUUCUGAAAAUUUGAUUUAUUGAUGCUUUUUGGGUAAAACGACCACGCUGAUCAUCAUCUGCUAUUCAGUUUUUCAUAAAAUUGAUCGAAAAUUGAGUUAUGAUGUGUUUUAUGAGCCAAUUUUGGCAAUUUUCGAACUUUUGAGAGCCCAGAACUUGGCUCAGAGGUCCAUUGGGAGACUAAAAUUUUUAGGGUGUUCUUAUGACCCCAAAAGCUGUCCAUGGACCAAAUUUCAUCAUGAUUUGAAGUGUUGAGUAAAAAAGGUUUCCUUGUUAGAGAAGAACUGUAAUUCCGCGACAGAACAUGUCGCGAGAAGAUCAGAAAAGCGGCCACGCUGGGUUUUUCUCUCUCAAAAAAAGUAAUUCUGGAACACAAAAGCGUUGUCAUAUUCCCUAAUCUGAUUUACAGCGCUUUGACAUAAUUUUUCAUCACAAAUUUGUUCUCCUAGUGUCAUAGAAAAAAUUGAAUUUCCUCAAGAUUUAUUUCAAUUUUCAGUUGCGUAUUUUUCUCCGACGGUAUCGAUUGGUUUUUUGUAUUUUUCUAUUUGUAACACUCUUUCUAAUAAUCAAAACAACUCGACAUUCAAAUCAUAACAAAUUAUCAGCAAGUCCUAAGGUAUGUUUUUUUCAAACUUUUCCAUAAAUUACAAUAAUAAAAUUGAUUUAGGUACUAUCAGGAUUAAUUCAUGAAACUUUCAAAUCAAAAGAAUCGCGACUUCUUCGACUUAGCCAAAUAAAAUGGCAAAAAUGUAUGCUAGAAUUAAUAGAUGAACAUCAAUUGACGUUAGAAGACUUGGAUCCAUUAGAUCCAAGAUUUGGAGAACUUCAGGAAGCUGUUAGGCAAAAUCAAGAAAAAAAGAAAAAACAUAAACUUCUUGAAGAUUAUGAUGAUGAACGAUUUGAAACAGUGAAUUUUUUCCAAUUUUUUUUCAAAAAAGUCUAUUAACCUUUUCAGAUGUGGGCUGGUCUCAAUGGUUAUGCUAAAAACUGUUGGCAAAAAACUGAUAUGUGGCACAUUGAACCAAAUUUUAUACCGUCAACAAGAAUCGGUUAUAUUUUACCAUACAGUGAUAAAAUACCUAUAACAGUUGUUCGAAUAGCAAAUAACAAUAAUGAUCAAAUUCAGAGUACAUUGAGGGAGAAUCUCAGUAAGGCAAGAACUUGUAAAACUUCGAAAAAAUAACAUUUAAUAGUUUCAUAUUUUCAGGAAACUGCAUUUUUUGAAAUAAGCACUGAUCCAGGAGCAAGCAAAAAAUAUACGUCUUCAAUAGGAAAACACGUUACGUUAAAAAUUGGUAAAAAGUUCACCCCAAUUGAAAAAGUUUUCAAUAAUAUUGUGAAAAGGAAGAUUAUUGAUUAUUUAUUUAUUGAAGGCAUGUUUUUUUUAUUGGAUAUUUAAUUUGAAAAAAAUUGGAAAAAAAAUGUGUUUUCAGAUAUGGAAAGUGAAUAUGAAAUUAUGGAAGCGUUUCGAAAAGAUGGACUUUUAGAUAAAUCUGGAAUCACAGUGUGUCAGAUUAAUAUACUGGUGAGUUGAGUUCCAAAAACUAAUAUCCUUUUUUGUGAAUCUUGGUCAAAAGCAAAAGAUAGACAUCUUGGUAGGUUCGUAAAAAGCAUACUACACAUUCCUCGUGUUUUAAUUUCCGUUGUAGAUGAGAAAACUUGAUAUAUAUCGAUGUACAUUUCAGUAUUCCCGUCCAACACGACCUGACGAUUCAAAAAAAGAGGAAUUUCGAAAACAUAUUGUUCGAUUUAUCCGCGAAGGAAAAUACACUCUUCUAAUGGCUUCAAAUUAUUUAUCACAACGUGUAUUCUGGGUAAAUACGCAAUCAAUAGAAUGCCAACAAAGAUAUCUUGAGAAGAAUUUCUCAAAUGAUGUAGAUUUUGUUUAG